GCCGAAUAUCAACAACGAUAUCCAGCAUUCUCGCAUCAUGGCUUCUCGCGAGGAUCGCGUCCAGUCACGGCUUCGCGGUGCCCAGAGGCGUGAAAUCAAAGAGGUCGACUUCGGCCUUACCUUCCCAGCUGUACCGGCAGAUGCAAGUCCUCCAAUCGAUCCUCCUCAGAACGACUUGCCACAGUCCGACCUACCUCCCCAGCGUUCGAGCCGAAGAACUCCUGCCAGACCCCCACCACCAGUUUCAGUAGUGACCCAGGAAGUUGCCCGCAUAUCCCAAAGCACAAAUGAUGCAAAUACAUCUGCGAAGAGAAGGAAGUUAGAUACAGAUGUUCCCCCUACCUCCUCGCGAAGUACUCGUUCACAGAAUCCUCCUCGACGCGAUAUCUAUGCCAUCGAAACAGAGAACAAUGCGGACCCGGAGCAGGAGCAGGAGUCCUCAAUAUUGGAACCUGUAUCAGCUUCAAUCCACCGAGGCGGGCGCGAUCAAACCGAGGGACAUCCAGAUCAAUCCCUUCUGGAUGCCACCCAGCAGUCAGUCGAACAAGAAGCAUCGAAUAUUCUGGAGCCAAACCAGCCUUCCGCGAUUGCAUCUCCAGCGAGAACAAUUAGAACGCCAUUGGCUUCCCAGACAUUUGAUGAGGUUACCGAGAGUCCAAGAAGUGCACCUGGUAGUGGUCGUAGGCAAAGUGUUGCCAUUGCUGCGACUCUCCAAACAAGUUCGCAGUUGCAGCAGAUACAGAAUGCAGACGCGGAUGUAACGGCAACUCCUCCAACUCGGAGAAAGCGUAAAAGGGGAGAACCGAAUGUCUCACCACAGAUUCGAGAAAGUCAAGAACCUUCGGCCAUUGACGAAAUCGAUGAACUAUCACCAGAGCAGCCCCGACGUCGAGGACGCAAACCAAAGACUAUUCAAGAGCCUUUGCCCGAGCAGGAGAACACGGACGAUGGUGAGGACGGCGAGGCAGAAGCCAUAGGUGAUGAGGAAGCUGCUGUUGUGCUAAAGAAGAAUCGUGGUCGACGAAUCUCUAAACAUUUCGCAGCUGCUUCUCCGGAUCUCGACACGUUGAACUCAUCUACUUUGGUGAAAACUGGACGACCAAGGAAACGACAUCGAACAGAAUCUAGUCCGGUGCAACAACGAGAUCCAAAGAAAGUAGCCUCAAAACCACAGACUCUAAAGAAGACAGCCAAGAAAUCCGGACAGAAGCUACAUGCCGUUGGAGGUUCCGUUCCGGUUACAGUUCACCGGUUGACCCUUCCCCCUCUUUACGAUGAAAAGGAAACCGAUGCGGAUAUUCUCAACGCGGAAAUGCCUCACAUCAAGCGAUCAGGUGUCAGUGCUAUUGAUGUGCUGAGUUCAAUCUGCCAAGAAAUCAUUGGUACUCAACUUGACUCGUUAGAGCAGAUGGGAAAUAGAUGCGAGGAUUCGGCAUCGAGGCGAGAGUACAAAACAAAGUGGAAUGCCGUCGAAGCAUUUGGAAAAGAGCUUCACUUACGACUUCUCACACAGGCCAUCAAUCUUGACAACGCCUAUUCUCUAGAGCGUAGACUUAGAGACGAAUUGAGAAGGAAGAACGCAUUACGUGAAGAAGUCCUCCAGGUUCGGAAAGAUCGGGAGCAAGUAGCCCUUCGUAUGGAUGAGAUUCGGGCAAAACAUGAACGCGAGAAGACAGAUGCACAGAGUAGAGACAGUCUCAAUACUGCAUUUCACGACAUAGAAAUGGCGAUCGAGAUGGGUAAAUCAAACCAAUCAUCUGCAGGGAUCGAUCAAUCCACCGACUUGAUUGGUACGGAACUGCUCAUCAAAAGGGUAGCCGGCGAGGUCAGCAACAAGGGGGACUCGGGAGGCAUUUUGAAGCAAAUCAAGGAUUUCAAUGCGUUCCUUGAACGAGCGGCAUUGGCCUUGGAGGCCAAGAAGUGAGGAAAGAGUUGACUAUGAUACCCAUGGAAAUGAAUUUAUGACACCAAAGCUCAGAUUGCAUUAUUCCUUUUCCGCUGGCCACACUCAGUUGUUGUUGCGGCUCUUGAGUAAUGCUUUGAUACCAAAUUUGGCACACAUCGACUUUCACGUGGGGAAAGUCCUCUUUCGACUGAAAAUGUUACGGUCAAGUUGAUCGGCGUGGGGGAUAAGAUCGGAGAUGUUGAGUUGAAGGCUGACAUCAAUGUCAGCUUUGUGUUGACAGAGUAGCCUAGUGUGAGCCACUUGAAGGAUUGGCUUUUUCUCGUAUUUGGCAUCAAGAGAUUCUGACCUUAUGGCUCUAGUGCGC
Molecule: messenger RNA, 2270 nt
Organism: Cadophora gregata
Lineage: Eukaryota; Fungi; Ascomycota; Leotiomycetes; Helotiales; Ploettnerulaceae
Exons: 5
Coding region: 38-1924 (628 amino acids)
Source: RefSeq, a predicted model, not a curated record